Molecule: messenger RNA, 857 nt
Organism: Aplosporella prunicola CBS 121167
Lineage: Eukaryota; Fungi; Ascomycota; Dothideomycetes; Botryosphaeriales; Aplosporellaceae
Exons: 2
Coding region: 1-831 (276 amino acids)
Source: RefSeq, a predicted model, not a curated record
AUGUUCUUCAUCGAAACCCGCGCCGUCUACAGCGUCGUUGCAACAGAGCGCAGCUUCGUGCGGGGCGUUUCUCGCCUGGAGAAGCGAUUAUUCGCCCGCAUGCUCACCAAUAAAACCUUAAAAAGGAAACUACCCGCCGAGAUUGCUGAGAUUGUUGAAGACGAUCUGUUUGACCACUACUGGGCACCAACUGCCAAGUCAUGGGAACGCGUGGAUGAUCUUUGGAGGCGAAAACAUCCGGCCCUGUACUGGGAGAGAUUUAUGACUGAAAAUGCCAUGCGAGCAUGGGGUACGCUUGCGGACAGCCUCGGCCUUGUCCUAGCCGCCCGUGGAGGUCCAUAUGACAACCUGCUCACCGACAACAACUGGAGAGUCGGUUAUUUUACUGAUCCGUUUUUUGUGCACAUUUCCCGUUUUGGUCACUUCACCCAUGGCGACAUUGGACUCCACUUCUGGUCUUUACAGGCCGAUAGAUUCAAAGAGAUACGUGAUAAUGAACGACAACGGGGAAUCUCAUCAACAUACGACUACAACAUCACGCGCCUUCGGAGUGGCAUCUGCAGUACAGCUUUGGAUGAGAAAAGCGGAACAGUUAACGCAUAUUUUGUAGCUCAGAACGGUGCUGAGCACAAAACGAACGAUAGGGUAGAGAGAUUCAUGGAGCUUGAAGGAGUCGAGGAAGCAAUGAAGUCGUGGGAUGGAGAAGCUAUGGAGAAGUGUAUUAAGAUAUUGGGGUUGGACAUGGUAGGCACGAAACGGGGAGGGGAUGAAUUGAAGCCAAGGCUGAGAGUCGUACAAAGCUUUGCAUCAGAUAGUAGCUCGUUCCGGUAGGAUUUGGUAUAAGCAGUUAACGAGAG